Molecule: messenger RNA, 458 nt
Organism: Neltuma alba
Lineage: Eukaryota; Viridiplantae; Streptophyta; Magnoliopsida; Fabales; Fabaceae
Product: 60S ribosomal protein L35-like
Exons: 3
Coding region: 128-457 (109 amino acids)
Biological process (GO): translation; maturation of LSU-rRNA from tricistronic rRNA transcript (SSU-rRNA, 5.8S rRNA, LSU-rRNA)
Cellular component (GO): cytosolic large ribosomal subunit; ribosome
Molecular function (GO): mRNA binding; structural constituent of ribosome
Source: RefSeq, a predicted model, not a curated record
GGCCUGGGUCAGACGCCCCGCAUAACCACGCUUAUAAAGCCGAAUCCUCAAACCCCAGUCGCUAGGGCUUUCAUUUUGGAACGAGGAGCCGUCAGUGCUGCUGCAACGCUUGGCGACACACUUAGCGAUGGCGAGGAUCAAGGUUCAUGAGCUCAGGCAGAAAACGAGGGCCGAAUUGCAGAACCAGCUUAAGGACCUGAAAGCUGAGCUUGCUUUGCUCCGUGUCGCUAAAGUCACUGGUGGUGCUCCCAACAAGCUCUCCAAGAUAAAGGUAGUGAGGUUGUCCAUUGCCCAAGUGUUGACGGUGAUUUCUCAGACGCAGAAGGCUGCACUGAGGGAAGCCUAUAAAAACAAGAAGUACAUGCCUCUUGAUCUGCGCCCAAAGAAGACCAGGGCUAUUCGCAGACGGCUUACCAAGCACCAGGUAAUAACUUUUCUUGGUGGCCUUGACUCAUAAU